This is a messenger RNA of Lineus longissimus, 1953 nucleotides long. RefSeq names its product zinc-regulated GTPase metalloprotein activator 1-like. Gene Ontology annotation, cellular component: cytoplasm. The transcript has 13 exons. NCBI's taxonomy places the organism in Eukaryota, Metazoa, Nemertea, Pilidiophora, Heteronemertea, Lineidae. Bases 467 to 1576 code for a protein of 369 amino acids. The record is from RefSeq and is a predicted model, not a curated record.
CAUACACCAGCCAACCCGUUCAGCAUCUCUGUACCAGGAGAAUCCGCUGCCAAAGCUUUUCAAUUAUUCCUGUCGUGUCGAACAGCGAAGGGGGAGGUCGCUAGGCUCAAGAUCCAAGUGCUAUUGAAUGUUCUCGCGAUCAUCCCAUCGUAUCGUACCCAUCACUCCGCUAGCCUGCUUGCUGGUAUCUCGGCAGCAACAUAUGUCAUUGAACUGGAGCUGUGUCGCUUUAGCUAUUUGAUGGCAGUGGCAUUCGUAUGGAGAUGUCAAUGAGUUUCAUUACUCUAGUUAGUUCAUUUGGUUAAUGUGAUGUAAGACGACUGAGCCAUACUGAUGAGGAGAAAUUCCGACAGUGUUAUCUGGCUAUGCUAGUCUAGGAUUAUCUCGUGUUUUACUGAUACUGGAGGCUGACCUGUCACCAUGACGGACCAUCUGGGAGAUUUUAAGUUUCAGAUCUGGGAACAAGAUGUCGGACAGUGAAGAUGAUAUACCAGAUUUGGUUCCAGUUAUUGAUGAUCAAAUCCUUAAACCAAUGGCAAAGGUGCCAGUUACAGUCAUCACUGGAUUUCUUGGAGCAGGCAAAACAACGCUCUUGAAUUACAUCCUGACUGAACAGCAUGGAAAGAAAAUUGCAGUGAUAUUGAAUGAAUUUGGUGAAGGUAGUGCUAUGGAAAAGUCCAUGUCUGUGGGCCAAGAGGGAGAACUGUUUGAGGAAUGGUUGGAACUCAGAAAUGGAUGCCUCUGUUGCUCUGUCAAGGAUAAUGGAGUCAAGGCUAUUGAGAACCUGAUGACAAAGAAAGGAAGGUUUGACUACAUUUUACUUGAAACAACAGGGCUGGCUGACCCUGGACCUAUAGCAGCUAUAUUCUGGAUGGAUGAAGAGUUGUGCAGUGAUCUGUUUCUUGAUGGUAUCAUCACAGUGGUUGAUGCAAAAUAUUGUCUGCAGCAUCUUCAUGAGAAGAAAGAGAAUGGAGAAGUGAAUGAAUGUGCAAGACAAGUGGCUUUGGCCGACGUCCUGAUCAUCAACAAACUAGAUCUGGUCACCAAUGAGGAACUCAGUCAUUUAGAAUCACAAAUAAGAUCAAUCAAUAGUGCUGCAAUUCUUAUCAAGACAGAAAAAUCAAAGGUUGAUUUGGAUAGAAUUUUGGACCUCAAUGCUUACGCUGCUGGUACUGUUAAAGAAAGCAAUGAUGAAAUAGUAAGAGUGCCAUCAUUUGUUGAAUCAAAAGCAGAAGGUAGUCACAUUGAUAAGACAGUCUCUACAAUAACAUUAGAAACAGAAGGUGAUGUGGACCCAGACAAGCUUGAUAUGUUUCUACAGAAUCUCCUGUGGGAAAAGGAGUUACAAGACUCUGAUGGGAAUACCAUCAAUAUCUACAGAUUAAAGGGCGUGGUGUCUGUUCGCGGGAAUCCAAGACGAGUCCUGUUACAAGCGGUGCAUGAACUCUAUGAUCGACAGGACACAACUGCGUGGGAGCAGGAUAACACCCGCCUCAAUAGAAUGGUUUUUAUAGGUCGAUAUUUGGAUAGAAACAGACUCGAUGAAGAAUUCAAGAAAUGUUUGACGGACAUUUGAACCGACAAGAAGAUUUUCAGUGUGAAAUUCACUUGGUAAUUGACUGUGACCUGUGCAACUUGGAUGAAGUGAAGUUUAUGAGAGGCAUCAGUUCGUAAAUCGCUCUCACUGUUCUUUCACGAAAUAUUUAUCAUUCAAAAACGUACAAUGCCAGUGGCAUCACGCGACAUUGCUCUAUGGUAAUCAAAAGGUUGCCGUCAAGCAUGCAUGAGUGGGGGCGUGGUUGCUGCGCCCAUCAAUUUUUACACGUAUCAUGUUAAGACCACUUGUGUUUCUACACUAUAAAACGUGUAAUGUAUUUAAUAAAGAAUUAAGGUUAAUUUAAUUACAUGUAGAUAUUUUUAUAGUUUUCCUACGAUAUUGAUUUCACCCUUUCC